Messenger RNA from Hymenoscyphus albidus, 1996 nucleotides. The record is from the annotation of a GenBank genome assembly. Lineage: Eukaryota; Fungi; Ascomycota; Leotiomycetes; Helotiales; Helotiaceae.
CAAGCCAUGGAAGGACAAGAUCCCUGGCUCCCCCAUUCUUCGGGCUCCGCUGGUCGCAUCUAAACCUCCCGACAUCCUUGAUUGGUUCCAAUGAAUCCCCGGAUAACGAAGAAACUGGCCAAGCAGGCAUGAGGAUUGAAUAAGCUGCUUAUUGAGGGUUACUACUGAAGUGGUCGCGGGAUGUCGAUUGAUGCAAUCGCAAGCAAUACUCCACAAUCACGAAAUCAUAUGAUAAUCCUCGAGUGGGCUCGUAUAUCUGCUGGUGCAUCAUGUACCCCUCAGAUGACGACGGAACCUUUCGUAUCGCGAUUGCAAAGUACACACUUUAACCAGUUCUAGAGAUUUGUUUGCGAGACCAGCCCUAUUCCUUCGUAUUCCUUAUGGCUUCCCGUGCACGAUCCUACUACCUUAUCUUCUGCUACAUCAUGGAUGAUGGAUUAAGGUAUCAUUCCGAAGAGAUGACCCCAUCUAAGCUCAUUCUUAUACGAUCAUCAUUGUUGUUACCUAUUGCUAUUCUUAGUAAACCUUCACCGAUCAACUGGCAAGGAUCCUAGAGACCUUCGAAACUUCUCCAUUUCGUCGGAUACUUUGUCUGUUAUCCAACUCUACAACUCAGGCGUUCGUUUUCACCAGUCAAAAUAUCGCAAUUCCUUUUUCUACGAUGUACGCUCCUCUCCAAAAUCGAAGCGAAAGCGUGGGGUCAUCUGCAGCAGAUGAUCAAGAUCAUUUGUUGGAAAAAGAAGCCCACGACUUCUCUACCUCAUACAGACCAAGCUCAAGAGUUCACUUCAUAAUCCCCACUUUAAUUACGAUAGCAACUACACUUUCUGCAUUCGUUUUAGGGACUUGGUUUGGAAGUCAGAAAUUUGCUCCGACAAACCGAGACUAUCUUGAACAUAUGCAAAAAUAUUGUAUGCGAAUCUUCCUGAUCUUCCCUGUUCCUAAGCUUCAGACUGAUCAUGAAUAGCGCCUAUCUUGAAAGAGGUUGAUGCAUCGUUGCAUAUUGUACUUUUCAAUGGCUCUUUCAUGAAGGAGAACGAAUUUCGGAAAGAUGCAGGACCAGAAGUAGACGCGGCAUGGGAAUCUCUCGGCGUAAACUGUAGGUUAGGCUUAACUUCAUGAACCCGCUUCUCUGACCAGAAAUAUAGACAGAGGUGUAGCUAUUCCAGUUGAGGAAGCAGCUGCUUCGGGGCUCGAUCAUACCAAGGUUCAAAUUAACCCCAAAUAUGGAGGAGGAUUUCCGGCAAACGUGGAAGGCCUUCAUCAUCUGCACUGCCUCAAUCUUCUACGCCAAUCUCUCUACUUCAAUUACGCUUACUACCAUGAGAAAGGAGAAGGCGCCUUCACAAACGACGAUAUGAUUGUCAAAUAUCAUGUUACUCACUGUCUGGAUAUUAUUCGACGACAAUUAAUGUGCAAGCCUGAUACUGGUGUACUUGGUCAGAUAUGGUGGGAUAAAGACGCCCCAAAGGCUUUCGUGGACUUCAACACCGAGCAUAAGUGCAAAAACUAUGAGGCUAUUCGUCAAUGGGCGGAGGAAAGGCAGAUUCCUGAAAAUGUCGCAAACGAUUUCUUGAAGCACCCUGAGAGCAAAGAUAUUAUCUACGAAGAAAUCCCCUAAAUAUAAUUAUGGCCAUCCGCAAAGUCACGUUUUAUCCUGGCACACAGAUUGGUGGGCUUGGAUUACGACAAGAACAACUGAGCCCCCAUUCAAAGCACCAUGCAACAUCCUUCUGGUGACGUACCGUGAAGGGUUGAUUGCAUGCAGAGGCAAUUCUGGUGCCUAUGAUCAACAAAGGUGGUAACCAUAUCACGUGAUACGAAAGAAGUUUGAGAAUGAAUGGUUCAUCUUCCAAAACAUCCAGCUCUGCUCAUCUGUGCGCUGUCAAGGUCAUAAUAGAAGGGGUUCGAUGUAUUUUGGAAUGAGGCUUCACAUUAAUGUCGCAGGUACCUUACUUAACAUUUUAACAAUUAAGCCCUCGUGCCCCUAUCUCUU